UCGAGCUGAAAAUGAAAGGUUGAACAUGAUUUUUAUAUUCGUUGUAUUUUUCUUAUCUAAAUCCUCGAUCCGCGAAACAGCGGCGAGUCCCGCGGGCCCGCGCGCAGACAAAAAUGCAGAUUUGUUGGAAGUUAUAAAAUUGAAUCUCAGGACUAAUAACGACGAUUAUGCCGACGCGUCGACGACUUCCAAUGUGCCGAGCUCGAGUAUAUUGUAUAAUUAUAUGCGUCGGAAAAAUAAAAUAGAAUCUAUAAUUAUUAAUAAUAAUAACGUGCUCGAUUUUGAUAAACCCGAUUCAGUAAAUAACACCAAAAAUAAUAAUCAAAUGUUCAAGCCGAUAACCAUUGAUAACGAAAAACUGGAACAGGUAGUAAAAACGAAUACGAAAAAUCCACCAUCUCUGACCACGCAUUCAUAUGCCAUGCGAGUUAAGUUUUCCAAAUCGAAAGCAAACAAAAUUGAGAGGAUCAAAAAGUUCUACGAAAAGAAUAAAGACCUGUUGAAAGAGUUUCUGAGCAGUAAGAUAGCAGCCAAGACUCAAACUACAAAAGUGACUCAGAAACCGGACCUUAGACAGAAAGCUAUGGGAAAAUCGGUUCAUAGUGUUCAUAGACAGAAGGCUGCGAAAAACAUUGAAAUAAGGAAGAAGGUUAUUGGAACGAAUGGAGUGCUGAGCAGAGGACAGGACUUGUUCGGGAACGAGCAUGCUUCGGAGCCUCACAACGCCGAUCAGCUCGACAUGAUGCCAGCGAUUGGCGGGAGAAUACAUUUCAAGAGAAUAGAGGGUCGGCUGUGCCACCGGCACGUGAUCGUCCCGGAAGGCCCGAAGUACGACAGCAAGGGGCGCGUGUACCUGGCCGCGCACGCCGCCAAGGUGCGCCGCCCCUAUGACGUCACGCGCCGACCGCGCCUGCUGCUGCCCAAGUGCUGCAACUGCUGCCGGAAGAGCGUGCUCGGCUGCGAGUAGAUACCCCUGAUCGGUGCUUUACGAAAUAUGAACUGAAUAGUUUGUCGUCUAUGAGAUAUUACGACAUUGAAUAUAGGCAUUAUCCUAAGAACUUACGUAAAGAACUAAAACAACAUCCACACAAAUAAUAACUCAUUUAAAAUAAAAAUAAAAACAUUAUGAACUAAUAUUAAGUAGUAGUAAGUACAGCAUAAAUUGGA
Molecule: messenger RNA, 1167 nt
Organism: Colias croceus (clouded yellow)
Lineage: Eukaryota; Metazoa; Arthropoda; Insecta; Lepidoptera; Pieridae
Exons: 3
Coding region: 26-967 (313 amino acids)
Source: RefSeq, a predicted model, not a curated record